Messenger RNA from Rhincodon typus (whale shark), 1458 nucleotides. RefSeq names its product LEM domain containing 3 (gene lemd3). The transcript has a single exon. The record is from RefSeq and is a predicted model, not a curated record. NCBI's taxonomy places the organism in Eukaryota, Metazoa, Chordata, Chondrichthyes, Orectolobiformes, Rhincodontidae. Gene Ontology annotation, molecular function: chromatin DNA binding. Bases 109 to 1428 code for a protein of 439 amino acids. Gene Ontology annotation, biological process: negative regulation of BMP signaling pathway; nuclear envelope organization. Gene Ontology annotation, cellular component: nuclear inner membrane.
AGUUUAAAGCACUGUGCGCCCUCCCGCCUGCUGGCUCUGGCUCCGGGGGUGGGGGUGCGGCGAGCUUGUUAGCGUCACUUCCGGUAGUCUCACGCCUCGCGCGGUAAGAUGGCGGCGCAGUUAACGGACACGGAAUUGUUUUCCGAACUGAAAAAGUUCGGUUUGGUCCCGGGUCCCGUGACCGAGAGCACGCGCCCCGUCUACCUGAAGAAGCUCAAGAAGCUGCGCGAGGACCGCGGCGCCAGGCCUAAAACCAGGAACGGUGGCGGGGGGACAGGCCCGAGUUCGGGCCUGCGCCUCGGCGGGUCGGCCACCCCCACGACUAACCCCGUCACCCCGGGCAAGCUGCUGGGUUUCAGCUCGGACGAGUCGGACGCCGAGCUCAACGGCAGAAGGAGCGAUGCCGGCAAGAGGACGAGCAGGACAGAUAAAGCUCCGGGCGACUGCCCCCGCCCGCGGCCUAGUCACAGCAAAGGGAGGAGCACUCCUCCGAGAAUGGUGAACAGCAACAACAGCGGCGGUGGAGCGGGGCUUUUGGCCGGGAAAGGGAACCCCACCCCUUGGUGGAGGCCGAAUCCAAGCGGCGGCGUCCAGCAGUCGCCGGAGGAAGAGGAACGACCUCCAGGAACCGACAUGCAGAGUCACAACAACAACAGCAGCAGCAAUCGUGUCUCCUACGUUAGGGAGGAUAACUACUCCGAUUCCGAGGAUGAACGAGAAGAAGAAUCGAGCCGGAGGCCCAACUCCAGGCGGAGUCACUCCAAGAAAUUACAGGCCACCGUUAACAGUCAUAACCCGAGGGUGAUGGUGGAGGAGAGCGGCGCCGGCAGGAGAGGCGGCGCCAAACGGAUCCACGACGUCGCCGGCGGUCCUUGCUGUCUAGACACCAGGAGAGACCAACUAGAGGAGGAGGAAGAGGAUCAGAGGGAGAAAGACGCCACAGCGGACCCCACCAUGUUAUUGCGGUUCCGUAAUUCCUCUUCCAAAAAGAUUAGUCCAGGACUGCUGGCUACUGAGAAAGAGAGUCUUUACAAGAGCAGCACCAGAAACAAUAAUCACGUCAGCACCACAAGUAAUUUUAUCACCAGUCCGAGUGGCCCUUCGUCCUCCCUUUUGAUCAAUGCUAAUCACUCAAACCAUACGGGCAGUAACCACAUCUACAGUGCAUAUCGCAAAAGCCCCAGAGAGCCUGAGGAGGAAUUAUUGCAGCAAUUUAAAAGGGAGGGGGGUUCGGCUACUGGUGGAUUCAGUGCACACUACUUAUCCAUGUUUCUUUUAACUGCUGCAUGUCUAUUUUUUGUCAUUUUGGGACUUACCUAUAUAAGGAUGAGGGGUUCAGGAGGAACAGAAGGCGUUCUUAACGGUAAGUGUUGCAACAGAAGCAUCCAAGUUUGCAGUGGGAUAAUGGCAAAAUGCCAGACAAUUUAAUUUUCUGUUCAGAAAAGUGGUGUCUGUCUA